This is a messenger RNA of Ooceraea biroi (clonal raider ant), 882 nucleotides long. It is a transcript of the gene Sec61beta, whose product is annotated as Sec61 translocon subunit beta. Gene Ontology annotation, biological process: intracellular protein transport. NCBI's taxonomy places the organism in Eukaryota, Metazoa, Arthropoda, Insecta, Hymenoptera, Formicidae. Gene Ontology annotation, cellular component: Sec61 translocon complex. The record is from RefSeq and is a predicted model, not a curated record.
UCCGUAAAUACGUUCGCUUGUCACGUUGCAGCUGCGAGUGAUGAGUUGUCUGUCGUGCGUACGAUAACGCGUCUCGAUCCGUAGUCUUCUGCGUCUUCCUGAGAAUUAGAACGAGUGCCAAUCGAGGUAUUUAAUACGUCUCGACGGUCAGCGGAGAACUUACUGCGCUCCACGGAACGGAAGACGUUCGUAAUCUUCUGUGACGAAAACGUCAACAGCAAUCAAGAGCCAUGCCUGCCGCACCCAGUGCUACCACCGUGGGGUCGAUCGGACGGUCGCCCAGCAAAGCAAUCGCGCCGAGAACAGGUGGCAGUGGCACUGUCAGGCAAAGGAAAACGACUGUAGCCACUUCAACCAGGAGCAGGAACACGGGCACAAACUCCGGUGGCAUGUGGAGGUUCUACACCGAUGAUUCUCCCGGUAUCAAAGUAGGUCCCGUGCCAGUACUCGUCAUGUCCCUCUUAUUCAUUGCAUCGGUGUUCAUGCUUCAUAUCUGGGGCAAGUACACGCGAAACUAAGGUCGAACGCUAUCCAUCAAGGUAGGAUAGGAAAAAGCAAAAGGCAAUGGACGAUAAUUUAGUACAGUUUUUGACGUGUACUAUACGUUGAGGAUAUGUAGAUAAUUGAAGGAACAGGUGCAAGAGAUUCAUUGCUACGUUAUCAUCAUUGUUAUACGAUCAGGAUAUAUUGAAAGUGUGCAACUACAAACUUGUAAGGGGUGGAGGAGUGCUUUUUUUAAAUAACUCCAUUAAUUAUACUUAUAUACAUAUAUGUAUGGAAUGUGUGAAAGUAUUUAGUUCGCAUUUGUAAUACAAAACAAAUCUUACAGAUAAUAUAACGCGAUAUAUAUAUUCAAAUAAAUAUAAUUUAUUUUUACCCUGA